CGUCCUCUGAUCCAUACCACAAAGCAACAAGAAAGAACCCAUCCUCUUCUGCUUCAGGAAGCCUUUUGAGCUUGAGUUUUCACCAUCCGUCACCAUGAUUCAAGAACUGCUCGGAGGGGCAGCCAUGGACCAGCUGAAGGGCGUGAACGAUGGGAACCCGACAUCUCUGCCCAUGUUGCUGCAUCCCAUCGCCUCCAACCCGUCGCCCACGUCGUCGACGUCGACGUCGUCGCGCUCGUCUGCGCAGCAGCCGCAGCGGUCGACGUCGUCGCCCCAGGGGCAAGGGCAGGGGCAAGCGGCGGCGGAGCAGGCGCCGUUGCGGUGCCCCCGAUGCAAUUCCUCCAACACCAAGUUCUGCUACUACAACAACUACAACCUCACCCAGCCGCGCCACUUCUGCAAGACGUGCCGCCGGUACUGGACCAAGGGCGGCGCGCUCCGCAACGUCCCCAUCGGCGGCGGCUGCCGCAAGCCGCGCCCCAUGCCGACGCCCGUCGCGAAGGCGGCGGUCUCCUGCAAGGCCAUAGGCGCCGCGCCGUCGCUCGGCCUCGGCGUCGGCGUGGGCAUGGGCGCCGGCCCCGUACCCUGGGCCUCCCCGCAGCAGGCGGCCGCCGCGCAGCUCAUGGCGCUCCUCAACAGCGCCAGGGGCGGGCAAGGCCACGGCGGCAGCAAUGUGCACAGGUUCCUCGGCCUCGACACCAUGGGGCACCUGCCCCUCCAGGUCCUGCAGGGCGCGGGCAAUGCCGCGCUGCGUCCGGUCCCUACACCGUCGCACAUGGACUCCCAGUUCGGCAUGGGUCCGCUGGGCCACCACGAUGUGCUGUCAGGCCUCGGGCUAAAGUUUCCCCCGCCACCUUCGUUGCCGCCGGCGACCUACUACAAUGACCAGCUGCACGCGGUGGUGAGCAGCGCGGGGCGCUCACACGAGUACGACGCCUCCGCCACGUCCCGGCUGCCUUGCACCACCACGGUCACCUCUCUCCCGUCGGCCGUGUCGAGCGUCUCAGCGGCGCUGAGCAGCAGCACGGUCGGACUAGACCUCCCGCCGGUCUCCCUCGCCGCGCCCGAGAUGCAGUACUGGACCGGCCCAGCGGCGAUGUCGGUGGCUUGGCCGGACUUUCCCACCCCCAAUGGCGCGUUCCCAUGAGAGUCAAUCCCUACGGCGGACGGCUCAGCUGUUACAUGACAUUAGCUCUAGCUAGCACGUACAACGUAAUCAGUAGCUCGAUCAAUUCAGUGUAGUUCGUGUGGUUUGACUACUGUGUUUUUAGUGAGAAUCCGGAGGAGGUUUAUUAAGGGUGUUUUAAUUACUGUUGUUUUUGUUAAUCAGUGCCUCAGUGGGAGAAUGGGAGUAACCUUUU
Molecule: messenger RNA, 1361 nt
Organism: Phragmites australis (common reed)
Lineage: Eukaryota; Viridiplantae; Streptophyta; Magnoliopsida; Poales; Poaceae
Product: dof zinc finger protein 4-like
Exons: 1
Coding region: 95-1147 (350 amino acids)
Biological process (GO): regulation of DNA-templated transcription
Molecular function (GO): DNA binding; DNA-binding transcription factor activity
Source: RefSeq, a predicted model, not a curated record